CCCCGCCGGGCCGCCGCGCUCCCCUCGCUCAGUCUAGCGGGCCCCAUGUUACUGAGUGGAGCUCCUCCGGCCGGCUCCGGCCCGGGGCCGCGGGCGCAGGGGAGCGCCGGGGGCGGCCCGGCGGGGUCGCGCCGGGGCGCCGGGGGCGCGGGAACCGGCCCGGCAGGGAGCGGCAGCGGUGGAGUGGCCAAGUGGCUCCGGGAGCACCUGGGCUUCCGCGGGGGGGGCGGCGGCGGCGGCGGUGGGGGCAAGCCGGCGCCCCCCGAGCCGGACUACCGCCCCCCUGCACCUUCCCCGGCCGCGCCCCCCGCGCCUCCCCCGGACAUCUUGGCCGCCUACCGACUGCAGCGGGAGCGCGACUUCGAAGACCCCUACUCCGGGGGGCCGUCCGGCUCCGCUGCCCUAGCCACCCCCGCCGUUCCCGGCCCCACGCCGCCCCCGCGCCACGGUUCGCCACCCCACCGCCUUAUUCGGGUCGAGACCCCCGGCCCCCCAGCGCCUCCUCCCGAGGAACGGAUCUCUGGACCACCCGCCAGCAGCGACAGGUUAGCAAUUCUAGAAGACUAUGCGGACCCAUUUGAUGUUCAGGAGACUGAUGAAGGCCCGACAGGAGCUUCAGGAGCCCCAGAAAAGGUCCCCGAAAAUGACGGUUACAUGGAGCCCUAUGAGGCCCAAAAGAUGAUGGCCGAGAUCCGGGGCUCCAAGGAGGCGGCCGCUCAGCCGCUGCCUCUGUAUGACACGCCCUACGAGCCAGAGGAGGAGGGGGCCCGCCCGGAGGGUGACGCGGCCCCGUGGCCCCGGGAGGCCCGCCUGCCCGAGGAUGAUGAGAGGCCUCCCGAGGAGUACGACCAGCCCUGGGAGUGGAAGAAGGAGAGGAUUUCCAAAGCCUUUGCAGUUGACAUUAAGGUCAUCAAAGACCUACCUUGGCCUCCACCCGUGGGACAGCUGGACAGCAGCCCUUCCCUGCCCGACGGGGACAGGGACAUCUCCGGUCCAGCCUCACCCCUCCCCGAGCCCAGCAUGGAGGACGGCAGCGCCCAGUUUGAAGGAUCUGAGAAGAGCUGCCUGUCACCUGGCCGGGAGGAGAAGGGGCGGCUCCCUCCCCGACUCUCUGCAGGGAACCCCAAGUCAGCCAAGUCCCUAAGCGUGGAACCCAGCAGCCCCCUGGGGGAGUGGACAGACCCAGCACUGCCUCUGGAAAACCAGGUCUGGUACCACGGGGCCAUCAGUCGAACAGAUGCCGAGAACCUGCUCCGGCUGUGCAAGGAGGCCAGCUACCUGGUGCGCAACAGUGAGACCAGCAAGAAUGACUUCUCCCUGUCCCUCAAGAGCAGUCAGGGCUUCAUGCACAUGAAGCUGUCCCGGACCAAGGAACACAAGUACGUGCUGGGCCAGAACAGCCCGCCCUUCAGCAGCGUCCCUGAAAUUGUGCACCACUACGCCAGCCGCAAGCUGCCCAUUAAGGGGGCCGAGCACAUGUCCUUGCUCUACCCUGUGGCCAUCCGGACUCUGUAGGUGUGAAGCCCGGGCAUUGUGACAGAUCUGGACCCAGCCCUGUGCUCUUCCCCUGGCUGAGGGCUGUGGCCCUUCCUGGGCCACAUGAUCUCUCAAACCUCUCUUCCCCUCUCCCAGGAAUCCUAGUGCAAGCUGGAGAUUCCUUAAUUUAUUCUAAAGGGGAAGAGCUACUGGGGCCUUGGAGUAAGAGGUAGUCUGGAGCUGAGGAUAGAGGACUCCCUGCGGAGAAAGGAUAGCCCCUGGAGGAAGGAGACUUCAGAAUCGCUGAUCUCUUGCGGAGUUUAAGAUCGACAGCUCCAGCCGCCUUCUUCCCCUAGGAAAGAGGUGACGACCUCCUCCCCGCCACCCUCUUCCCCCUGGGGUGGAGGAGUGGAUGGGGGGUGGAGCUGGACGCCGGCACGCUGGGCGCCCUAAGCAUCUCUCCGCCUCCGCCUCCACCUCCAAACCACCGGCGGGCUCCGCCCAGAGUCUGGUACUGGGCUUCGGGAAGAGAGACCCCCUGGAACGGAGACGGCAUUGGGGGUGGGGAAGGGCUCGGCCGGAGGGAACUCGUGCAGGCCCGGGGCCGCCCCGGCUCCGGGCCAGAGGCAAUAAAUAAACCCAGUCCUGCCA
Molecule: messenger RNA, 2127 nt
Organism: Hippopotamus amphibius kiboko
Lineage: Eukaryota; Metazoa; Chordata; Mammalia; Artiodactyla; Hippopotamidae
Gene: SHF
Product: Src homology 2 domain containing F
Exons: 7
Coding region: 46-1515 (489 amino acids)
Molecular function (GO): phosphotyrosine residue binding
Source: RefSeq, a predicted model, not a curated record